Messenger RNA from Cucumis melo (muskmelon), 4067 nucleotides. RefSeq lists its product as uncharacterized. Gene Ontology annotation, biological process: regulation of gene expression. NCBI's taxonomy places the organism in Eukaryota, Viridiplantae, Streptophyta, Magnoliopsida, Cucurbitales, Cucurbitaceae. Gene Ontology annotation, cellular component: peroxisome. Gene Ontology annotation, molecular function: RNA nuclease activity. The coding region runs from base 155 to 3832 and encodes 1225 amino acids. The transcript has 3 exons. The record is from RefSeq and is a predicted model, not a curated record.
CGACUCAACAAAAUGGGGAGUCCGUACCCGUUGCCGAUCCUAAGUAGGGAUUACUAACCAUUGUUUUCUAAAACCCUAAUUCCUUCAACCCAUCAUCUCUAAAACCCUUCAUUUCUAAACCCCAUCUCGUCUCACCAUUCUUUUCUUACCGAUCAUGAGGCUCUUAUGCACACUUUCCUCUCUCUCUUCUUUUUCUUCUUCCUCCUCUGUUUCUUUUCCAACACGCCCUCUCCUUCUUCACUUUUCUCAAUUUUCAACUUCUUCUUCCUGGCGCCAUGAGGAGGAUUCUCGAAAUGUAAGGGUUUCAGUCUGGUGGGACUUUGAGAAUUGCAACAUUCCUUCUGGUACCAAUGUCUUUAAGGUUGCCCAUUUAAUCACUGCUGCUGUUAGGGCCAAUGGCAUCAAAGGUCCUGUUCAGAUUACUGCUUUUGGUGACGUUUUUCAGCUCUCCAGGGCUAACCAGGAGGCUCUCUCUUCUACUGGAAUUAGCCUCAAUCACGUUCCUCAAGGUGGUAAAAACAGUGCUGAUAGGUCUCUUCUUGUAGAUCUUAUGUACUGGGUUUCUCAAAACCCUCCACCAGCACAUCUUUUUCUAAUUUCUGGUGAUAGGGACUUUGCCAGCAUUCUGCACCGUUUGAGAAUGAAUAAUUACAACGUGUUGCUAGCAAGCACUGAAAGUGCUCCUGGUGUUUUAUGCAGUGCUGCAAGCAUCAUGUGGCAUUGGCAUGCUUUAAUUAGAGGGGAAAAUUUAGUCGGAAGGCAUUUUAAUCGACCACCUGAUGCUUUUUACGGUCAUUUUAGGGUUCCUCUUGAAGACCCAUUUCCAGUUAAUGGGAAACCAUCUUUUUUACGAGUCCAGGAAGUUUCUGAGCUCAGUUCAGAUCCUAGGGCCCGUCCCAUUCAGGUUUCUGAGCUCAGUUCAGAUCCUAAGCCCCGUCCCAUUCAGGUUUCUGAGCUCAGUUCAGAUCCUAAGCCCCGUCCCAUUCAGGUUUCUGAGCUCAGUUCAGAUCCUAAGCCCCGUCCCAUUCAGGUUUCUGAGCUCAGUUCAGAUCCUAAGCCACAUCCCAUUCAGGUUUCUGAGCUUACUUCAGAUCCUAAGCCCCGUCUCAUUCCGAAGGCAGUCAUUAAGCAUAUAGACAACAUUUUGAAGUUGAAUCCCAAAGGACUCCCCAUUACAGAUCUUCGCUCAGAGUUGGGAAAGUGUGGUAUAUUUAUAGACAAGGACUUGUAUGGUUACAAAAAGUUUUCUCGAUUUCUUUUGUCAAUGCCACAGAUUUUAAAGCUUCAAGCAAAUGGUGAUGGCCACUUUAUUGUCCAUAGUGCCACUCCAAAGCAGCCCAAAGAAGAAUUAGAGUCUAGUACAGGUACAUUUGGUAAUGGCACUGAAGAGCAGGACCCUAAUCUGACAGCAAAGUUAAGUAACGAUGAUUCCUCAACAGGACCGAUGUGUGUACCAGUCCUUCUAUCCGAUGCCCACACCCAAGGCAGACCAUUGAAGGAGAAACCAACUUCCGAAUUUGGGAAGUCCAUUGGUGAAGCUAUGGAAGGGGAACCUUCAAGAUCCCCUGUUUCUGAGCAGGACCCUUAUCUGACAGCAAAGUUAAGUAACAAUGAUUCCUCAACAGAACCGAUGUGUGUACCAGUCCUAUCCGAUGCCCACACCCAAGGCAAACCAUUGGAGGAGAAACGAACUUCCAAAUUUGGGAAGUCCAUUGGUGAUGUUAUGGAAGGGGAACCAUCAAGAUCCCCUGUUUCUGAGCUAAGUGCUAUAGAAGAUUCGAAGCAGACAAAUAAAGUUGAAGCUGACAGUAAUACAACUCCUUCAAUUGGACAGCAUUCUAAGGCCAAGACGGGAGUUUUUAGAAGAAUAUGGAGAAAGCUUUUAGGCAAUAAUGACACUAUGUCUGAAAAUGGAAGUCAUUGUAUUUCUGAAAAAUGCUCUACAACAGAUGAUACUUCGAAGCAGAAAAGUUGCGGUGGCCUUGUGGCAACUUAUUCUGGUGACAGGCUUGGGGAGGCAAAAACUGAAGGAAGAACUGCUGAGCCAAUGAGUGAAGAUGCUAAUUCAGUGCAUCAAGUUUUAAAUUCACCUGAUCGUGAGUUUGUUAAGCCUCAGAAAGAAGUCAUAGUUGACAGUGCACAUGAUGAUAAAUCUAGUUCUAAUCAAGGACUACUUAAUAGCAUUAGAAAUUGGUUCAAGCUUUGGGGAAGGAGUACUGAGAACAGUGAAGUCAGCGAGCACUAUUGUGAACAAAACCAGUUAAAGAAUCAAUCUGGGAAGCAUCAUCUUUUUUCCAGCGGUUCUACUGAGAACAGUGAAGUCAGCGAGCAUUCUUGUGAACAAAACCAGCUAAAGAAUCAAUCUGGGAAACAUCAUCCUUUUUCCAGCAGUUCUACUGAGAACAGUGAAGUCAGCGAGCAUUCUUGUGAACAAAAUCAGUUAAAGAAUCAAUCUGGGAAACAUCAUCUUUUUUCCAGCAGUUCUACUGAGAACGGUGAAGUCGGCGAGCAUUCUUGUGAACAAAACCAGUUAAAGAAUCAAUCUGGGAAACAUCAUCUUUUUUCCAGUAGUUCUUUCUGGCAAGACAUGCAAUCCUUUAUGGGAACACCUACAGGAGUGGAGAUUAUUUCACGGUCAAAAACCAGGUCUGAGAUAGCUCAAAAUCUGCUAGAGAGAGGACCUCCAAUUCUGAACACUUUAAGCACUAGUGAACUCUUCGACUUAUUGGAAUUAUUAAUAUCAGACAAGAAAUGGGUGGAGGAAUUCCCAUCUAAAACAUUUCCUUUUAAGCUCACUCUCUCUAUUGCAAGGAAAAGCUCUUGCAUGAAACCAUUGGAUCGUGCUAAUGGAUUGGCAUCAAUCUUUUCAAACAAAGAGUCACGGCUCAGUUUCAAGGGACCUCGAAAACAUGAUUCAGAUUCAGAUAAGAAAAAUGAAAAUAUUCCUCCUGAAGCUGGAACUAAUAAAACUAAGACUGAAAACACAUUUCCUGAGAGGACGAGAUACGAGAUGUUAGGUGACUGUCAAAAGCUCGUGGGUGAGAUCUUGAGGGAUUACCCAGAAGGAUAUAAUAUAGGCUCCUUCAGAAGACUGUUUCUUGAGAAGUAUGGGUAUCAUCUUGAUUUGAAGAAGCUUGGUUAUCCUAAGUUGGUAUCGUUGCUGCAGAUAAUGCCUGGAGUGACAAUAGCAUCCACCUUUAUAGUUCCUACCAGUAAUGCCCCUAACGUUUCAAUGCUGGAAACAACUCUUCCCAGUAAUUCUGAGAAAAAAGCUUCUGAUGCUGUAGCAAACUCGAACUCUGAUAAUGAAUCAUCUGACCUGCCUAAAAAGGAUGAUGAUUUUGAGUCUGCAUGGGAAGAAUUGGGUCCAGCCUGCACAGAUUGCAACAACAAAGAGGAAUUGACAUUGAGUAGUGAAACAACAGAAGCGAAUGAGAAAAGAACCGAAGUUUAUUAUGAACCUGUCCUUUCAGAGGAUGAAACUGAUGGAGAGUCUUGUCCUCCCACGGAAGUGCCAGCCAAACAACGAACAAGUGAGGAAGAAAGUUCUUUAAUUCAAAUUCUUGAUUCAUGGUAUAGCAGCAAAGAAAACAUUAGGAAAGACAAGACAGAAGAUAGCGAUGAGACCUUUGUUGUUUCUGAAAAUAGCUUGAAGCUUUCUAGUUUAGCUCCCAAAAGUGAAGAAAAUACAGGAAGCUUUGGUACAAAGAAAAGACAUCGAAAGUAUUGUUUUGUUUCAGACACCACUGAAAAUGGCAAGGAUAAGCUGAUCGAUGGGAUUUUGGGUACCUUGAAAAAAUCUAGCGAGUCAGAUAAACUGAAUCAAGCAUGAUGGAAAAUAUGGAAAGUUCACCUUUUGUUUUCUUGAAUCAAAUUUCUUUAGUUCUCAGUGAGGCGAAAUAAAUAUGAGUCGGAUAGAAACCAAGGAAAUCUUUUGUAUUUAGUGAAAAGGAUAAAAGAUGAGAGAACAAACUAAACUUAAGCUAGUGAAAUAGUUGACAUAAGACGAGUUUGUGACAUUAAAUUUUUUGGUGCAAAACUGAAGUCAAAUGUUUUCCUUUUACCAA